Molecule: messenger RNA, 2526 nt
Organism: Amblyraja radiata (thorny skate)
Lineage: Eukaryota; Metazoa; Chordata; Chondrichthyes; Rajiformes; Rajidae
Gene: bfsp1
Product: beaded filament structural protein 1
Exons: 7
Coding region: 142-1977 (611 amino acids)
Biological process (GO): lens fiber cell development
Cellular component (GO): intermediate filament; cytoplasm
Molecular function (GO): structural constituent of eye lens
Source: RefSeq, a predicted model, not a curated record
UUCCAGUGGAGAGGUGUACGCUGGCUCUUGAAACACUGUUUGGUGCGUUGCAGCGGAGAGGGCUUCCCAAUGCAUCCACUCUGAUCCACAGAGUCCUGCCAUCGGGUGUAGACUAGAGAGAGCCGACCUUGCCCUUCGAGAAUGGCCGAAUCGUUUGCCUUUGGGGAGGUGGAGAGGACGAGAGACGAGAAGCCGGGUAUGUUCAGGGCCUGGCGUGACAAGGACAUCACCACCAGGACCAGCCUGCAAAGCUUGGAAGAGUUCAACGUGCACUUCAGCAGAUAUGUCAACCGCACCCGGACCUUCGACCAAGGCACCACCUCGUUCGGGAGACAACUGGAGAGUCUGCGGCAAGUCAAAGAGCUCUCGGGGCUGGAGGAGGUCUUCACCGAACAGAUCCAGCAGAACCAGCAUAGUAUCUGGGACCUUCACAACCAACUGAACUGUCUGGAACAGGAGCUGAAGGAGGCGCAGAGAGCCCUGGAUGACUAUCGCACCAGCUACAGGACGGAAUGUGAACAUCAAGAGAAUUUGCAGGACACUGUUGUAACCUUGAUGAAGGAUACCAAUGAAGCCUUGUUGAAGAAUCUGGAGCUCCAGGUUCGUACUCAAUUCCUGCAGGAAGACAUAGACAGCACUAAAGAAAGAAACAUGAAGAAUCUGUCUGAGAUUCAGAGUUACAUGAAUGUCCUAAAGCAAGUCCACCCGGCCACGAGUAAUGACUACCCAACGCCGGCAAGCUCGGAGGCUGCAGUGCAAGAUGGGCCGACGGAGGGACAUUACAUGGACAAAGUGCAGUCGUACAACGAGCAAAUUGACGACCUGCGUAAAAAGACGGAGGAGGCAGCGUUGAGCUUGGAGCUGUGCGCCAGCGAGUGUCACCAGGUCGUGAUGUACCAACACUCUCUGGAGGACGAGCUGGAGCGUUACAAGCGAUUUGUGGCCGAUGACGAUUAUCGAUUGCAAUCCACAGUCAGUGAAGAAGAAAUCAGCGUGCUGGACGCAGGAUCUCCGUAUGAGUGUGAACAAGAUGCUCCUGAGGGCAAGGGAGUGAAAAGCAAAGACGUCCUGUCUUCAGAUGCCGGUGAGGAGGAGAGAGACCCGGGAAAGUAUUCAGAAGUCAACGUCCGUAAUGGAAACGAGGAAGACAAAGAGGAAGGAGAUGGAGUGUGGGAUGUGGGCUUGGAUGACGUGCCGGAUGGAGCCCAGAUAAGUAGAGCUUAUGAUGCCUUGUGUAACAUGGUGAGAGAGAGGAUGAAAAAACACCGGCGACCAGAGGUACCAGCAGCAGCGUUCUACACCAAAGGGCACCAGGUGCUGGUCACGGGGGAGUCCAGCUACACCGAUCCAUUCUUCUGUGCGUUGGUCCCAGCAAGGAGCCAAGUCAUCGUCACCUUUGAUGACCAACAACAUCCCGGCCCCAUGGAUUUUCGUCCCCAGCCAGACCCGGCCGAGCCGCCGAGUUACAACGGGGGCAACGGCGAGGGAGAAAGCGGGCACGACUCUGACGGCGAGAAGGACAAGGACAAGGCCGAGGACAAGAAGCCAGAUGACAACAAAUCGGACGCCAACCGGGAACCCAAGAAGCCUCCAAUUUCACCGCCCGCACCGCUCCCAGCCCCACCGCCAUCUGCGCCAGAACCUCCACAGCCAGCCGACAACAAGCCAAUACCCAGUGGCCCAUCCGUGCCCAACCUAGACCCAGGGGGCUCGGACGACCUGGGCUCCAAAUUGCCCGCCUCCCACAAAGAACACAAAACGUGCGAGCAGCAAAACAGGCUGAUGGCGACUUCUCACCCAGCCUCGUCGGGCGACAGACCUCUGAAGGAACCGAAUUACAAGUACUAUGAAAAGAUCGAAAUGAUCGAGGCUGUCGAGACAUUCACGGACAAUAAACUGCAAGGUUACGAAGAGACUUCCACAAUUGUUGAGACCACCGUGGAAAAGACAAAGCAAGAUAUGAAAGCAAAGAUUUAAAUUAUUGCCGUUCAACGAAGCAUAUAUUUAAAAAAAAUUGUACUUGACAAAAAAAAUUGUAAUGCUUUACUUUUCAUAGCUAAAAACUGUACAUUUUUUGUAACAUUGAAUUUUCAGAACUCAAGUUAAUACCAAGUAGAUUAGCAAUUAAUAAUUUGUGUGCAAUUGAUGGAAAUGGCUGAUUGAGUAUCUUUAAAAACAUUAAUAUAUAUACAAUUUGUAAAGAUGACACUGUUAAAUUAUCUCCUAAGAGCUUCAGUUCAUGUCGUGAUUAACAUUUAGUUUCCAAAGUAAAUGGAGUCCAUUUUAAGGUUUUAAUAGGAGAAAUGUGGAUUUAUAUUGACAACUUUUUCCAGGGAAUAUUUAAGAACAAUUAUACUUAAUCUUAUUUGUGAAGUGUGCAAAAAUAAGGUAGAAUGAUUUUAGAAAGUUUAACUGGUUUACAUGAUGCAGAAGCCCGGAGUGAAAAUAUGAUUGAAUAUCUUCCAGUGAUCAGUAUAUAUGUGUUUUGUAAAACAAAAUAUAAUAAAUCAAACUGGUUGAGGUUUA